Messenger RNA from Diatraea saccharalis (sugarcane borer), 4161 nucleotides. NCBI's taxonomy places the organism in Eukaryota, Metazoa, Arthropoda, Insecta, Lepidoptera, Crambidae. The record is from the annotation of a GenBank genome assembly.
AUGGUUCCUGUUGCUAUAGAAGGAUGUAACCAAGGAGCGGAGGGCGGCGGAGCUCGUGGUGGCUCCAUUUCUCUUGCGUUGCUGAUAGAUUUUAUAGUGCAAAGGACUUACGAUGAGCUUACAGUAUUGGCAGAAUUACUGCCACGAAAGACUGAUAUGGAACGAAAAAUUGAAAUAUAUAAAUUUAGUGCUCGCACUCGUCAGUUAUUUGUUCGCCUGUUGGCCCUUGUGAAAUGGGCAAGCAGUGCUACGAAAGUUGAUCGCUCUGCACACAUCAUGGCAUUCCUUGAUAAGCAGGCAUUGCUUUUUGUAGAAACAGCAGACGUAUUAGCAAGAGUUGCUCGAGAAACUCUUGUCCAUGCCCGUUUACCAACAUUUCACAUGGCGGCUGCUGUGGAAGUGUUGACAUUGGGUACAUACAGUCGCCUGCCUGCAGUGAUACGUGAACGUCUGGUACCGCCGCCGCCACUUACAGCCACAGAGCGUCGUUCUACAUUACGAGCUUUAGCUCAUGUUGUGCGUCAAAGGCUCACAACUGCAUCCUUGCCAAAUGACGUCAGAAAUUUAAAGGUGGAGAAUGGAAGAGCUACCUUCACAGUUGGUCAAGAGUUUAGUGUUUCUUUAACAGUCAUGGGUGAUGCUCCAAAUUUACCAUGGCGUCUACUAGACAUAGCAAUUCUGAUUUCUGAUAAUGAAACUGGUGAGGGCAAACCUCUAGUGCACAGUUCGCAGCUUGCAUGGCUGCGCGGUGUUGCCCAGGCUCGGUUAGCGGCGGCAGGGUUAAGUGGUGCAUUAGCAGCAUUGAGAUACUUCUGUCGCUCGUUAUCACUGGAGCUGUUAUAUACACAGACGUUGAGGCUGUGCCGCGACCGCUUAGCAAGACACUUGCAAGUCGAUAGAUACACACCAGGACAGAAACUACAGGUCUCUUACUGGAGAGAGUUGGGUUGCGAGCUCGGUUAUCGGCUUAUAAUCGGCGCGGAGGGUGAACAGUUGUGUGUAUGGCACGUGCCAGCGUUGACGGGAGGGGAGAGAGUGUCGGCCGCGUUGACGCCUCACGCUCCUUCUAUGGAACGGCUAUUAGCUCACACGGUGCAUGUACGCUCCCGUCAGAGACUGAACGAUCUGAAAGUGCUGCUUAACGAUCUCGGGGUGGAAUGUUCAGUGGGCGGAUGGCCGUGCGUGCUGGCGUGUUCGGUAGUGGCGCCGUGUUUGCGCGCGGAACAGCUUCUAGUGUGCGUGGGCGCGCACGGCGGGCGGUUGCGCGCGCGCGUGCCCGCUUACCCUUCAUCGCCGCGGAUGCCCGAUCUAGCACGAGCAUUGGCAGCCGCUGAUCUACCACUCAUACGUACCUUACUCACGCAACUCAGAUUUUGGUUAGUAGCGCGCAGGUGCGAGAAAACUCUUCAGCACUUGCCAGCGAGCGUGUGCGAACACUUACCCUUUCUCCACGGACCUGAUCACCCACUCAACAAAUUAUCGCCCGAUCGACUUUAUGUGACUUUGCAUAGGCACACUGACCAUAUUUUGAUAGUGGAGAUGAAAGAAGUGGCCGCCGGUAGCACUGCCACUACCAGUAACAGUGCUAACAGCGGUAGCGCUUGUUCUGUCGCACUUUCCUUCCACUUGGCAGGGGCGCGUCGAUGCACGCCCGACGAGUGCGAAGACGAGUCGUCGGCAGCGACACCGGCGGGGGUGGCUCGCGCUUUCUUCAAGAUACAUUCGUUAGUGGAACUGGACACUUUCACAUUGACCCACGGGCCAUUCACGCCGCUAGAUACACCGGGCAUGCAGCCUGGUAAGCGUAAGCUGUCCGCGGCGAACAUUCGCGCUGUUCGCGUGCGCCAGCCCGCAUAUUUCUUGCCGGAACUCGCGCACGUUGUCGCCGCCGCCGAUGAACGAGUGCCCUUCGUCAAUCUAGCUCAGGAGUUAGCGAGUAGGGGCGUUACCCACGGCGGUGUACAGCCCGAAUGGAGCGGGUCCGCAUUGGGUAUGCGUAUAGUGUCACUGCCGCGGCCCGACGGAGCCCCGGCUGCGGCGGCCAACGCCCUCAGAGAUAGACUCCUCGCGGCCACCAUACGGCUCACUACUAAGAACCAAGCCAGGGUAUGGACAGCGGAGAUAGUCUUCCACGGGUCACCGAUUAGAACUUCUAACCCUAAGGAACAAGGUGAGAGACGCUGCGUGUACUUGCAGUAUGAGUUGGGUACGGACGCGGGCCGGACCGCUGAGGCGUUCCUCGCUGAUUGGGCCGCUAUAGUGCACUUGCAUACCCUAUUAUACGACUUCAUGCUACGACCGCUACAAGAGCGCGAGACGCUAUGGCAGGGCGUUUGCAUCAGGUCGUAUACAUACCGAUCGCUGGUACUCGGCUUCGGUCCGUCGCAGCGCGCCACCGCGGUCCUGCAGUGGAGCGCCGGCGGGCAGCGGUACACGGUCGUCACGCCCGCCCACCAACCCGCUGCCAACGCGCACCAUCUGCUGCAUCACCACCUGGACCACUAUCUCAACUGGCAUAAAGAUCUGAUGUCUCUGGGUGUGGUGUUACGUGAGACUUACGGUCCUCUACUAGCGUUGAGCCGUUUGCCCACGUUGCCUCAGCUGGGGCUGCAUCACGUACGCACACAGAUGCCCACGCCCACCUUCACACUGCUUGCCCACUCUUGGAGAAAGAUUCGCGUUAUAUACGCCGGAGCUUAUUCUCUGGAAGUCUGCAUCCGUGGUGGAGGUGUGGUGACCAUCCGCGAUGGUUCCUACUCCAAAUUUGAUCGCAGCUCCGUUGUUGAUGAAUUUUCUCCUGCUCAAGGUCUCAAAGCAUUUUUGUCAAGAUAUGCAGAAGAGACUAUUAGUUCGAGAUUGUUAGCCGAAGAUGACAAUCCGCCUUCACCGAUGUCACCGAUGCCUCCAGGUGGGCUCCGUUUCCCUGCUCCGAUGACCCCGCCUCAACCUCACACUCCUCACUCUGCUCCAGUGACACCUCAUCCGGCUUCACCCGCACAACACCAGAUAAGCGGUUCGUUCAACUUGACGUCACCGCCGGGCGGCGCGGUGGGGGCGGGCGGCGCGGGUGGCGGGGGCGGGGGCGGUGUGUCCGCGUCGCCCGCGUCCCCCAUGGCGCCGUCCCCGCUGGGCGCGCCCGCCGCCUCCCCCCACCCUCCGCCCACCUCUCCCUUCACCGCGUGGCCCGGCUCACCGUCGCUGCCCCGCCCCUCGCCCGGGCACCACCCCUCGCCUCGACACCAUCUCGACCACAAGGGGCCACAAGCGUCGGGUUCUACGGCAUCUAGUGGGCGUGUACUAGUAGGCGGGCGGGCAUGGGCGGGUGCUACGGCCACACCCCUGCCCGUAAUUAAAUUGGAAGCGUUAUGUACUCCAUGCGAGCCGCCGCCUAAUGCCCCUCCCGGGCCACCGUUAGCGCCCUUGCAACGAUUCUUAGCCUGCGUCUACAUGAAACGUACAUUACAACGGUUCGUGCAACAAGAGGAAUUUCUAAACAUGGUGUCAGUGGAAGCAACCAGUCUCACGUUCCGUUGUGAAGCGGCCGGACUUGCGGCGCGCGUCUUUUUACAUCCGCAGCAUUUGCAAUCGUUACAUUUACAACUGACUCCACUACCUGAAGCUAAGGAUACAUGGACCAAUGACGAUAUCCAGGUGAUGGAGAAAUUCUUCGAACAGCGGGUGGCGGUUGCCCCGUACCGCGCGACCGCAUUACAGGGAUGGGCUCGGGUGUGGGGGGCGCCGGGGGCCGCGCUGCCCUCGCUGGUGGCUCUCAUGCGGGCCGACCUCGCCCCGCUAGUGGCCCCGCCCGCCUGGCAUCUACACUGGGCCCUGCGCAUACCGCCCGCCGCCCCGCAGAUAGUGCCCGCGGGACAACCGGCCGUCUUACUAGCCAAACAAAAGAUACUGUUGUUUAUUUGCUUGACCCGAGGUGACACACAACUAGUAUUACCGCUGGUAUACGAUAUGCACUCGAAUGUGACACAACUCGCCGAUAAACGCGACUCGCAACCGCACCUCAUUGCGGUCAGCUUACACCUAAAACGGUUCAACGAGUUCAACCAGUCGCACGAAUGUACGUUAUGGCCGGCGGUUCGUGAUUUACUCGCUAACUUUACUCUUCCGCAAGACGCACCUCCACAGGCGGCGCCACCUCCACCAUAG